This is a messenger RNA of Thelazia callipaeda (thelaziosis nematode), 204 nucleotides long. The record is from the annotation of a GenBank genome assembly. Lineage: Eukaryota; Metazoa; Nematoda; Chromadorea; Rhabditida; Thelaziidae.
AUGAAUGCAUCAGUUCGAGAAGUCGCAAAGCCUGGAGCAACGACAAAUCCAAGCAAAAGACAUCGCGAACGAUUGAAUAGCGAAUUGGAAACAGUUGCUGCCCUUCUACCUUAUGAGCAAAGUGUAAUUUCCAGGCUAGACAAACUUAGCGUAUUACGUUUGGCUGUUAGUUAUUUACAAAUAAAAGCUCAUUUUCGAGGUUAG